GUACGAAAUUCAAGAGCAAGAAACCCAAGCUCAACUCAGGUAUCCCAGAAGUUGUGGACGCAGAUAUGCUCGAGGUCGACAGCGACGGAGAGUUUUGCCAGGACGACUACGUCCGCCAGCUCGCAGCCGAUGUCCUCUCCCAGAAGAUGGCCGAGCGCCGCGACGAGCUCAUCAAGGACCUCACCAACCUCGUCUCCACGACGGUUUCUGACCAGGUCAAGGAUUUUGCUUCUCAGCUUGCUGACCAUGCUGUUGCUGCUGGGAAGCUGGCAGAAGGGGCGCAACAACUUCCCGACAUGGCCCGAGACGCCUCGGAAAAGUUCUGCUCGGGGAAGCUCGACGUCUUCCAGCGAAGGUUCCAGGGGCAGCGCGGGGGCCACAAUAUCAAGCUCCGUGCAUUUGAGAGCCGUCUCGACGAGCAGGUCGGAGUCGAGGCCGAGUUCUUCACCAUCGCAGCCGCCGAGGACGUCGCCCGCCACUUCGCGAUCCUGUUCGCUGGCGCAGUCGGCCCCGCUGCUCGGCGCGUCACGCAGGCCCUCGGCGCGCAGAGGAUUGCCGAUGGCCAGUGGAGGCGCUUCGAGAUCAAGCUCGAGAUCAAAGGGCGCAAGCUCCGCGGUGCCUCCCGCAACGUCGACAGUUCCAAGCGGUGGUUCUUCGACCGCGAACCAGGCUACAUCGUGGCUGGUUGGGGCCCCGCGCUGCGCAUCAUGCGGAACCCCGGCAACAUCGCCUCCGAGAUCGCGUGGGCUGGCGACAUUGCUCAGACACUCGGCCUCCCCAAAGAGCGCUUCGCAGGAGCAGCCGAGUCGAUCAUCGCGCCGCCAGAGCUCGCCUACCUCGUGCGCCUGGACUUCGCCCGCGGUGCGGUGGCCCUCCAGGAGGUGCACCAGGGCGAGGUGCAGCUGGCCGGCUUUCUCGCCAAGGGAACGCCGCUCGCCCGC
This is a messenger RNA of Prorocentrum cordatum, 941 nucleotides long. The record is from the annotation of a GenBank genome assembly. Lineage: Eukaryota; Dinophyceae; Prorocentrales; Prorocentraceae.